GUGACUCCAACAAAUCAGCAGGCACUACUGCUUGAACCGUAUAAGCGAGUGCCCACAUAUAUCGCGAGCGAGCGACAGACAUAACUUGCAAGCCAGAGAGCCGUGUUUUACUUUUCAGUUGGAGCCAGUCAGCUAGUAUAGUGCUGAGUGACCUUGAUCCUCUCUUUUGUACCUUGUCCGCGAUACUCGAUCAUCAGUUUGUGCCGAGUCUUUUCCUGAAGUUAGACGUGCAACAUGGAGAACUUUCGAGUACUUUUCGUCGCUACACUUUUCAUCCUAAACGCCUACGCUGCCCCGAGAGUAGCGCCUGAUUCUGCUGAAUCGAGCGAAGCAAGCGACAAAAAGAAUACGGACACGGUUCUGGUAUUGCCAGGAAGAGGCAAUGUAUUUUCGAGCUCCGUCUUCGAUCUGCCGGCUGAAGAAGAAUUUGAAGACGACGGUCUUGAAGGAUUCCCUGGAUCUAGUUACUUCCCCUUCCGUUCCAAUGUCUUCGAUGGAUUCUUCUCCAGUAUGCAAAAUGCCAUGAACAGACUAAGGGAGCAGAUGGCUGGUGUCUUAGCAGGUCAAAUUGGACAAGGUAUUGGACCUUGGGGAAAUAUUCCCGAAGGAGCGAAUACUACUUCCACCACCAAGAUCAUUGACGGCCACGUCGUGACCAUCAACGAAACGACCUACACAGACGGUGACGAAAAUAGCGGCGCGAUAUUCCGUGUCCGAGUCAUCGAUGUUAAACCCCAAAACGAAACUCUAGAAAUUGAAGGCAACCCCGAGGCAAAACCAGUGAUUCCAUCUGGUCCCAAAAAGGACGUCGAAAACACAACUCCAGCCCGCAGUGUAGAAACUGUCGAAGAUUUGGAGAAUGAAAUUCCAAAGAACCAAGUGGACACCCUCACCGCUUAAAUUUAACUUUAAAAAUAAGAAAUGAAGUUUUUUUAAGUGCGAAGUUUGGAUUUUAUUAUAAUCAUUUUUAGAUGCCCUUAUAAGAUUAAAAAAAUAAGCUAAUUGAUUAAUGUGUAUAUUGUAAUACUGCAUUUUGAUGAGAGACAAAUCAUCAGAUUCUUAUUAGUAUAGGUGAUAAAUUAUUAUAGUAUCUUUGUAAUUCUAUUACUAUAUUGUUAAUUUAUUAUAUUAGAGCUGUUUAGUACCGAGUAGCGAAAGAUGUGAUGAUUUGAGUUUCUGCAGAAAAAUAAAGAUUGAUAAGUAAA
Belonocnema kinseyi is the source of this 1205-nucleotide messenger RNA. Its product is annotated as icarapin-like. Bases 235 to 900 code for a protein of 221 amino acids. NCBI's taxonomy places the organism in Eukaryota, Metazoa, Arthropoda, Insecta, Hymenoptera, Cynipidae. The record is from RefSeq and is a predicted model, not a curated record. The transcript has 4 exons.